AUGGAUGUCGAGCAGCGCUCUAAGAAACUAGGAAAGUUCACCGAUCUGGGUUCGGCGGACGUUGGAGGCAAAUUCGCAUUCACUUUCAAACUCCUUAAUUCCGACUGUCUCUCAUUGGCUGGACGAUAUCAAGAAGUCAGAUUCAGUGAUCGAGAGCACCUCCCUGAAGUGCAGUGGUCAGCAGCAGUGAAGGCAACAGCAAGGGAGUUGAGCCACGAGCUACAGAUCAAUCAUUUCUUCGUGGAAUAA
This is a messenger RNA of Ostertagia ostertagi, 249 nucleotides long. Lineage: Eukaryota; Metazoa; Nematoda; Chromadorea; Rhabditida; Trichostrongylidae. The record is from the annotation of a GenBank genome assembly.